This is a messenger RNA of Penicillium subrubescens, 1800 nucleotides long. RefSeq names its product putative alpha-1,3-mannosyltransferase. The transcript has a single exon. The coding region runs from base 1 to 1800 and encodes 599 amino acids. The record is from RefSeq and is a predicted model, not a curated record. Gene Ontology annotation, biological process: protein O-linked glycosylation. Gene Ontology annotation, molecular function: alpha-1,3-mannosyltransferase activity. Gene Ontology annotation, cellular component: Golgi apparatus. Lineage: Eukaryota; Fungi; Ascomycota; Eurotiomycetes; Eurotiales; Aspergillaceae.
AUGAGUACGCGGACGACUUUUAGCAUGGCCAAGGACAGACUCUGGCGGAUUCGACCCGCAAUUGUAAGAUCUGCGGAGGUAUGGUGGCAGGGUUCAACAUCGCAAAAUACGUUUGAAGAAGAAUUCAUCGUAACGUCGCCAGUGGAACCGCAGGCCUAUGUUGAGUCUGCACUGAUAAAAGAUAAGGAUUCACAGCAAUCUCUCCUGAAGACCUCUGAAUAUACCAAGAAUACGGAGUCGAGGCAUCCAUUCCCGGACGACUUCGACACCGCCCUCGACUACCUCUUCUCUAUAAUUCCCAACGAAAUGUACCUCCGAGAGCUCCUGCGGCCCGUGAUAGGCACGGGUGUGGAGAAGCUGCGUGAGCUCGGUCUACGCACGCGCGCAUACAGACAAUUUUUCGAAGCCUGGGAGAAACUCCACCUCGUCAUUGAAGACAAUGAUAAUACCUACGUUCGGGACAAUCUCGUCCCUUAUAUGCGUGCUAAAUUCAGCGAGCAAACCUUUCCUGAGGCGCUCCACAAAUACGAAUCCUAUCGUCACUUCCUCGCCAAAUUCUCCGCGCUGUUAUUUCCGUGGACGAGCCCAUACUUCGGAGAUCAUAUGAGCCUGCACAUAUCCUCACACCGUGGAGGUCGCGGCAUCGUGUUUACGGCGGGCGACAACCACGCGCCCUUCCUCCUCGUUGCUAUCCCUUCUCUCCGCACCCUUGGUUGCGAGCUGCCCGUCGAAAUCAUGUAUCUCGGCGACAGCGACUUGAGCGAAGACUUCCGAGCCGAGCUCGAAGCUCUCCCUGGCGUGGUGACGCGUGACCUCUCCGCUAUGGUCAGCGAUGAGGGCUGGCGGCUCACCGGAUGGGCCGGUAAGCCGUUCUCCAUCCUCUUCUCGUCUUUCCGCGAAGUCAUCUUCAUCGACGCAGACUCACUGUUUUUCGUCAAUCCCGAGGUGCUCUUCAAUGACGAGGACUACAUGCGCACGGGCGCCCUGUUUUUUAAAGAUAGGAUGAUCAUGCCCGAGAGCAAAAAAAGGUGGCUACAGCUGAUCUUGCCAAAGCCGAUUUCGAAACUGGUACGGCAGAGCAGGUUGUGGACUGGGGAAAGUGGGCAUAUGCAAGAGUCCGGUGUUGUAGUUGUGGAUAAGUGGACACACUUUGUUGCCUUAUUACUAGUAAGCAGAAUGAAUGGGCCCGAUAGGGAUGGGAAUAAGAUGGCGGGGAUUGUGGGAACCUAUGAUAUGGUCUAUGGUUUGUCUCUCGUCCCCAUUUUAGCUCAUCCCGUCUAUCUUACUAAUACCAAUGAAAACCUAGGCGACAAGGAGACCUUCUGGAUCGGUUGGGAGCUCGCCGGCGACACCUCCUAUGCUUUCCACCCUGGUGCAACCGGCAUAAUGGGCGUCGUUCAGGAUCCCAGAAACUUCAACCCACCCAACAACCUAACCGCCUCGGACCUCGACCAGGGCUUUAACCAGGGCUUUACGGCUACCGCCACGAAACGAUACCGCAAAAUGGCACCUGGUCAUGAAGCUGACCUCACCAUCUGCGGCCCCCAACUCCUCCAUCUGGACCGCGACAAGCGCCCUUUGUGGUUCAAUGGGUGGCUGUACAAGAAUAAGUAUGCGGGAACUAAACAGGAGAUCGGUCAGUUCGAGGUGUUUAUGGAAGAGCCGAAUGAAGUGUUGGAACCAGGAGCAUGGCAGUUAGAGGAGAACAAUGUGUGCUGCUUGUCAAAUGCGGCGACACUGGAUUUUACAGAUAAGGAGACGGAGUGGCUGGGGAAACUGGUUAAAAUGGCAAUGAUAUGA